AUGAAAAGCAAACGAAUCAUUACCGAUGACGACGACGACGAUGAGGAAGAAGAGAAUAUAUUUUCAAAAUUCGGACAGUCCUCAUCCUCUUCUUCAUUGACCUCAUCCUCUGCUCCUUCCUUCUCUUCCAAUAAUUUCAUCAUCACGAAUACGAACACCGCUUGGUUCAAACGAUCGGAGGAGAGAAUGACCUCUUCUUCUUCAUCUCCACAGAGCACCGCCAUCACUGAUAGUUCGAUUCAAACAAAAUUAAAACGAUUGUCCAUCCAUGAGCAACAUGAUGAGCCUCAGCAUGAAAAGUUCGCUCAUUCACUUUCAUCUAUUUCACAUCUUGGUCAGACAUCGCAACUGCUCUCAUCUUCCAGUCAUCAACCAGCGAAACUAGAAUCAGAGAAGGAUAGAAAGAAGCGAUAUAAUGCCCUCAUUAGAGCUGCCAGAGAUUUGGAAAAGAAGAAAGAACAUCCUUCUUUGUUUUUACACAUGUAUGAGGAAGCUUAUUCUUUGUUUAGUGUUGACAGUAAGCUAUUGGGAAAAAUUCAAAAGUAUAAAAGUAUGCUUGGUGACAACAAUUCGCAAUACUUGCUGCUGUCAACAUCUUCCGCAACAAUUAACAACGGUAAUGUCACGAAUGUCAUCAAACAGGAACAUCACACUUCAGCAACAAUUGAUAUUGAAACAGAUCCAAACGGUACAGAAAAAAACAAUUUAUUGCAAUCUUUGAACAAUGACACGCCAUCGGUUCAUACAACAAAUAGUGACAAACUGGAAUCUUCAUUUAUUGAUUCAUCUGUCAUGCAGUCUCCACAAUCAGGAAGAGUGAAGAAGCGAUUCAAAAAACUUGACAAUGGAUUUAUUUUCGACACAAAGGCAGAUCUCUAUCUUUUGAUGGACCAAAAAGCAAAACAAGAGCGAAGAAUACCUUUUAAACUUGCAGCCUUGAUUUAUGAUAAACUUUAUGACUAUCAGAGAGAGGCAAUUUUGUGGUAUUGGAACAAACACAAGUCCAUUCAAAAUAAGAUCCAAGGAGGUAUUUUGGCAGAUGACAUGGGAUUGGGAAAGACAGCAACAACCAUUGCAUUUAUUUCUGGCCUUUUUGCAGGAAAUAGUGUAAAAUAUGUCAUGAUUGCAAUGCCUGUAAGCUUGAUUGAAAAUUGGAGAAAAGAAUUUACAAAAUGGAGUGAGGGUGACUUUAACAUUUUCGUCUUUCACUCUUUAACAAAGAACCAGAGAUUGGAUAUUCUUUCACAAUUCCGAGAAGAGGGAGGAGUUUUAUUAACCACCUAUGGAACGAUUUCUUCACAAAUUAAAUUAUUUGUGGAACACUUUGUGGACAAGAACUAUGAGUUUGAUUACAUCUUUCUCGAUGAAGGUCACAAACUCAAAAAUCCAAACACUCUCCUCUCCAAAUGUUUGCAUCAACUUCCAACAUCCAUGUGUCGAUACGUCAUUUCAGGAACACCUGUUCAAAACAAUCUUCUCGAAAUGCAUGCUCUCUUAGAUUGGAUCUUUAAGGGAAGUCUUCUUGGAAAUCGUGCAACAUUUAGAGAAGAAUUUGAAAAGAAAAUUUUGAGAGCCAAUGAAAAAGACGCUACAAGUUUUGAGAAGAAAUUAGGAAUUGAAAUUUUGAAACGUUUCAGAGAGUUGAUUGGACCUCACUUGUUGAGAAGAGAAAAGUCACAAGUGUUAGGAAUACAGAGAGCGUCCUUGUCCAACUCAAACUCUCCUUCCACAACACGAGUCUCUUCAACAUCUUCAACAAUCAGCUCUUCAAUAUUGUCUCAAGAGAAGAGAAUUGGAAAAAAGAAUGAUCUUGUGGUAUGGAUUAAAUCCACAGAUUAUCAACUUCAACUCUAUAGAGAUUUUCUCAAGAGUGAGGAUGUGAGUGAUGUCAUUAAUCGAUCUACAUCUCCAUUAGCAGCCAUUACCAUUUUAAAACAAAUCUGUUCACAUCCUGAUUUACUUCCCAACAAUGAAAGAAAAUCAUUGAAUGUUCAAGAAAUGAUUUCCAUGAGUGGCAAAAUGAUUUUUCUCAAAUCAUUGGUUGAGAAAUUGUAUAAGGAAAAUGAAAAGUGUCUCAUCUUUAGUCAAAGUACUAAAAUGUUGGACAUGAUUGCAUCCAUGUUAAAAUUCAUCAAUAUUUCAUAUACCAGAAUUGAUGGAAGUAUUAACAGCCCAAAGGAAAGACAACGUCGUGUGGAUGCGUACAAUGCUCCAAAUUCUCCUUACUUUUGCUUUUUAUUGACCUCGCAGACUGGAAGUGUUGGAUUGACACUUACGGCAGCAACAAGAGCAAUUAUUUUCGAUCCAAGUUGGAAUCCUUGUAAUGACAAUCAAGCAGCAGAUCGAUGCUAUCGUAUUGGACAAUUGAAAGAUGUCGUAAUUUAUCGAUUAAUUUCUUGCUCUACAAUUGAGGAAAAAGUUUAUAGAAAACAAGUAUUCAAAGAUGCCAUUUUCAGAUCAACAACUACUGAAAAAGAAAAUCAAUAUCGUUAUUUCACACAUUCAGAAUUGAGAGAACUCUUUUCACUUCCACAAAAUCCAAAUAUUUCUGAAACCCAAUUACAAUUAGAAUCGAUUCACAAAGCAUCAAAUAAUCAUUAUAGCGAAAAACUCAAACAACAUCUUGAUACUGUAAAAAGACAAAACAAACACAUCAUUACUGGAUUUAGUAAUCAUGACUUGUUAUAUUCAAAACAAGCAGAUGAUGUUCAAUAUGGAGCUGAAGAUGAUUUACAAAUAUCCAUUCUUGCAGACGACUCUGCCAGAGCUCUUCAUGAAGAAUCCAUCCAUUCGAGUCGAAAUUCUUCAACAAUUCCAACAACAAGGAAUCAUCGAUCAAAAAGAAAGGUGACGACACUUUUCGACGAGGAAAGAGUAGGUUCUUCUAUGAAUGGUCGAACCAAAGAGUAUGCUUCUUCCACAAAAGUAGUUGGUCUUUCUCCACCACCUUCUGAAUUUUCAUUCCUUUCCGAAAAGGAAAAUAUCGCAAACAACCCAAAUUUUUUACAACAUGGAGUUCCAAAAAUCAUUAAUUCAAGUACAAUUCCAAAUGACAACUCGUCUGCAUCAUCAAUGACAACUACUCGUACAACUGGAAACAACAAGAAAAAUCUCCCAACUAUGUCAUCAUCAUCAACAAUUUCUAAAACCUUCUCAACUCCUCCUCGAUCUUUAAGAAGGAAUCAUUUAACAGAAAAUAAGAGAAUGGAUUAUGAGCUUAGUCCUUCUCCAACGAGUGGAGAUGUAAAUGAUGUGAAUGACCACUCAAUGAUGAUGAGUCCUCCAACUUUGAUUCCUGUCCAUUCCAACGUUGAAGUUUCACAUCACUCGAAAACAACAAGAACAUCUGACACGAGUGAGAGUGGUGACAAGAAUUCUUCGUUUGAAAAGAUUCAACGAAGACUUUCUUCCUUCUUUGGACUUAUUGAUGAAGAAGAUGAAAAUUAUGAACCAUCUGAUGAUGAGGAAGAGCAAGUGUUGAAGGCAGUGAAGGAAGUGGAGGAUUCCAAGACAAUUAAGAAUCAUGAGGAUGAUGAAUAUCCAAUUGUGGAUCUGAAACAAGAUCAUUCUUUGAAUGCAAAGACAUUAUUUGUGGAUGAUGUUGCUGAACAGGAUGGUGGUGACGAUGAAGAUGAAUACGAAGAGGAAGACAAUACAUUUGAUGAUGAUGAUGAGGGUUUUAUAUGUGACGAUGAAGAUGAAUACAAUGAAGAAGAUGAUGAUCCAACCAUGAAGAUUACUCCAAUGAAACCACCACCAUCAUUGGAUCGUGAUGAUGAUGACUGUUACAAGGAAAGUAGUGGUGACAAUGUGGAUGGAAUAAUGUUAUUCUCACCUAUGACUGCUACUCAUGAUCACACAAACCAUGAAGAAAGAGCAGAACAAAAAGAGGAUUACAUGAUGAUGAGUCCACCACCUAUUCAUGAUUCUUCCUGUCGAGAAGGUGCUAUUGCUGAGAUGGCGGCUUCCAUUCAUGAUGAUUUAUCAACUUCUCAACAUCAGGAAUAUUCACAUGAGUAUUUGAGCUUGUUAAGAGAAGCUAGAAAUGUAGAAUUGAGUGGUGAUUUACUUUAUGCCAUUCACUUGUAUAUGAAUGCUUUAGAGCUGUGUGAUGGAGAUAUUAAUUUGCAUUGUAAAAUUAAUUACUUGGCGAAUACUCUGAGAUUUAAUGAUCAUGGAAUGGAAUGGAAGUAA
Molecule: messenger RNA, 4194 nt
Organism: Naegleria fowleri
Lineage: Eukaryota; Heterolobosea; Eutetramitea; Acrasida; Naegleriidae
Exons: 5
Coding region: 1-4194 (1397 amino acids)
Molecular function (GO): ATP-dependent chromatin remodeler activity; ATP binding; DNA translocase activity
Source: RefSeq, a predicted model, not a curated record